Molecule: messenger RNA, 1815 nt
Organism: Pecten maximus
Lineage: Eukaryota; Metazoa; Mollusca; Bivalvia; Pectinida; Pectinidae
Product: epsin-2-like
Exons: 2
Coding region: 1-1815 (604 amino acids)
Biological process (GO): leukocyte tethering or rolling; hemopoiesis
Cellular component (GO): plasma membrane
Source: RefSeq, a predicted model, not a curated record
AUGGAGAGCGAUGUGAUUGGGCGCCAGACUGAACCACACUAUACUAAGGGGCGCCAGACUGAACCAGACUAUACUAAGGAGCGCCAGACUGAACCACACUAUACUAAGGAGCGCCAGACUGAAUCAGACUAUACUAAGGGGUGCCAGACUGAACCAGACUAUACUAAGGGGCGCCAGACUGAAUCAGACUAUACUAAGGGGCGCCAGACUGAAUCAGACUAUACUAAGGGGCGCCAGACUGAACCAGACUAUACUAAUGGGCGCCAGACUGAACCAGACUAUACUAAGGAGCGCCAGACUGAACCAGACUAUACUAAGGAGCGCCAGACUGAACUACAAUAUACUAAGGGGCGUCAGACUGAACCACAAUAUACUAAGGGGCGCCAGACUGAACCAGACUAUACUAAGGAGCGCCAGACUGAAUCAGACUUUUGGCCUACUAAGGGGCUCCAGACUGAACCACACUAUACUAAGGGGCGCCAGACUGAAUCAGACUAUACUAAGGGGCGCCAGACUGAACCAGACUAUACUAAUGGGCGCCAGACUGAACCAGACUAUACUAAUGGGCGCCAGACUGAACCAGACUAUACUAAGGAGCGCCAGACUGAAUCAGACUAUACUAAGGAGCGCCAGACUGAACUACAAUAUACUAAGGGGCGUCAGACUGAACCACAAUAUACUAAGGGGCGCCAGACUGAACCAGACUAUACUAAGGAGCGCCAGACUGAAUCAGACUUUUGGCCUACUAAGGGGCUCCAGACUGAACCACACUAUACUAAGGGGCGCCAGACUGAAUCAGACUAUACUAAGGGGCGCCAGACUGAACCAGACUAUACUAAUGGGCGCCAGACUGAACCAGACUAUACUAAUGGGCGCCAGACUGAACCAGACUAUACUAAGGAGCGCCAGACUGAAUCAGACUAUACUAAGGGGCGCCAGACUGAAUCAGACUAUACUAAGGAUCGCCAGACUGAACCACACUAUACUAAGGAGCGCCAGACUGAAUCAGACUUUUGGCCUACUAAGGGGCUCCAGACUGAACCACACUAUACUAAGGGGCGCCAGACUGAACCACACUAUACUAAGGGGCGCCAGACUGAACCAGACUAUACUAAGGAUCGCCAGACUGAACCACACUAUACUAAGGAGCGCCAGACUGAAUCAGACUUUUGGCCUACUAAGGGGCUCCAGACUGAACCACACUAUACUAAGGGGCGCCAGACUGAAUCAGACUAUACUAAGGGGCGCCAGACUGAACCAGACUAUACUAAUGGGCGCCAGACUGAACCAGACUAUACUAAUGGGCGCCAGACUGAACCAGACUAUACUAAGGAGCGCCAGACUGAAUCAGACUAUACUAAGGGGCGCCAGACUGAAUCAGAAUAUACUAAGGAGCGCCAGACUGAAUCAGACUAUACUAAGGGGCGCCAGACUGAACCAGACUAUACUAAGGGGCGCCAGACUGAACCACAUUAUACUGAGGGGCGCCAGACUGAACCACACUAUACUAAGGGGCGCCAGACUGAACCACACUAUACUAAGGGGCGCCAGACUGAACCAUACUAUACUAAGGGGCGCCAGACUGAAUCAGACUAUACUAAGGGGCGCCAGACUGAACCAGACUAUACUAAGGGGCGCCAGACUGAACCAGACUAUACUAAGGGGCGCCAGACUGAACCAGACUAUACUAAGAGGCGCCAGACUGAAUCAGACUAUACUAAGGAGCGCCAGACUGAAUCAGACUAUACUAAGGAGCGCCAGACUGAAUCAGACUAUACUGAGGGCGAACUUGGGUAUUUUAGGCAUCGUCCUUGA